CUCUCUCCCUCUCUCUCUCCCUCUCUCUCUCCCUCACUCUCUCUCUCUCCAACCACUUCUCUUUCUGACUCAGUCCAUACUGGUUCUAAGCCCCACCCACAUGACCCCACUGUGAACUCUGACCCCAGUUUUAGGGUCGUCACCAUGGCACCCAGACAUUCUGAUCUUCCCGCUGCUGGUGUCACCACUCUUCCCUCCACACACACGUCCGGAACAUUCCGAAUGCGCACACAAAAACACACUCACCUCAGCACAGAACACACACACACAGAUCUUAGCCAAUCGGAUGACAGCAGCCCUAGCCCUGCCCACCCCACAACACCUAGCCUGGAGGUGGCGCCAACACACACACACACUAACACACACACACACACACAGACACACACACAGAAAAAUACACACACUAACACACACACACAAACACAAACACAGAAAAAUACACACACCAACACACACACUCCACUGCCCACUCCUCUGUACCCAGCCACGAGCAGCACACACACCUCACGUCCAGACACACACACACCCGCGCCAGACACACACACACCCGUGCCAGACACACGGACACCACAUCCACACACCUCUCAACGGCAAUCUGACACACACACACCCUCGCCCCGCCCCCUGACCUCCAGGGCGGCUCCUGAUUGGACACACAGAGGGCGUGUUUUCAUUGAAGAGGACCAACCGCCGCUGCUCAAAGAGGAGAGUUUUCAGCUGCUGCUGCAGGUGCUGAUGGAGGACUGUUCACUAGGGGAGGGAUCAGUAGAAUGGUUGGAGCCCUUUCUGCAGAGGGCAACAGGAUACCAGAGCCAUCAUCUCACCUGGAGCAGUGGCUGUGUUCUACAGUCUGUUGUCGUGUUUCACACUGCUGCUGCUCUCUCUUGGAUGAGAGGGGCGGAGUCUCUACUCCAUGAGGCGGGGCUAGCACAGGCCCUGAGGGAGGGGCUUAUCGUCCAGGGAGUCAGAGUGAAGAACAUCACUGUUGGAGGCCUCCAGGUGAGCGUAUGUGAUUGGUUGCUGGAGUGUAGGGCGGGGUUUGAGUGUGUUUCUAUUGGACGGAACUUCACCUGUCGCUCUGCCUGCCACGCCCACUUCUGCCACAACCACGGAAUCUGUGUGCAUCACCGUGGGCAACAGCCUUCCUGCCAGUGUCCUGUCGGAGAGCAGUUCUGGUACAUGGGGCGGCGGUGUGACGUGCGAAUGACGCACCAAAGACUUGUGGGUGUGUGCUUUGCUGUGGUGGUUGCCAUAGCGAUAGCAAUGGCCCUCCUUUGCUACCUGGUGAUUCGCAGAUUCAAAACGCUCCUGAUCCAGGCUAAAGUAGACCAGACACGAAGCAGUUAUCGCAGGUUUAACCACUUUGAUGAGCUGUCUGCACGCUAUUGGUCGCGCUCGCUGGCGGAGUCAGGUGACUCUCUGGAUAACCCCGCCUUCAGCCGAUCGGAUGAGCUGCUGCACCUGCGCGCCCGACAACGCACCUGCUGUUACCAUGACGACACACUCUCCAUCUGUUCCACCUGGCAGGGCAGUGCCAUCCAGCUGAACACCAUCUACGGUUCUCAGUACGGAGGGGACAUGAGUAACUACAGCAUGCCGGAUGCAGUGGUGGAUUCUGGGAAGGCGAGUGACCUAUCUGUGUGCAGCUGGCCUAUCGAACCGAUCCAGUGGACCCCCUUUCCCCUGCUACAGCAACUACACACACAGAACACGGUGAGGUCCUCUCGUCCGCGGUCCUACUGUGAGGGAAUGGAGCUGGUGGAUUUGGAGAGGAGCUGGACAGCUUAACGAGUUUACGAGGACCAGUUUAACGAGGACCAGUUUAACGAGGACCAGCUUAAUGAGGAACAGCUUAACGAGGAACAGCUUAACGAGUUUACGAGGACCAGCUUAAUGAGGACCAACUUAACGAGGACCUGGAUCUUAAAGAAGAACAACUAUUAAAUUAUCAAUUAGCUGAUCCUUUAUAUGGAGAGGCGCUGGCAGCUCAACGAGUACCUGGAUCUUAACGAAGACCCUCUAAUGGGGUUCCACUAACGAGGGGUUCCACUAACGAGUCAUCAAUUGGAUCUUAACGAAGACCCACUAAUGGGGUUCCACUAACGAGUCGUCAAAUGGAGCUUAACGAGGGGUUCCACUAACGAGUCGUCAUCAAUUGGAUCUUAACUAAUGGAGUUCCACUAACGAGUCGUCAUCCAUUGGAUCUUCAGGUUGUCUGUAGAGGAGCUGGACAGUUUGACGAGGACACGCAUCUUAACAAGGACCAACUAAUGAGUGCCCUCUAAUUGGUUGUAACCAUGCCGACUCGCUCCGUAACCAUGCCGACUCACAGACUGUAUCGGACCAAAGACCUUUCCUGCACAUCCUACUUUCAGAAAUAAAGCAGAACUGUUUCGUGGACAAAAUGAACAUUUUCUCCACAACAAAUGUUUGUGGUGGACACAAUGCAUUCUGGGGGUUACAUGGUAAUAAUGGUGUCAUAAUGAAGGAGUGCCCGCUGUGCACAGAAUGUGUUUCUGUAACCAUGCCGACGCACAGAAUGUGUUCUGUAACCAUGCCGACGCACAGAAUGUGUUCUGUAACCAUGCCGACGCACAGAAUGUGUUUCUGUAACCAUGCCGACGCACAGAAUGUGUUCUGUAACCAUGCCGACGCACAGAAUGUGUUUCUGUAUACGAAAUAAAGUCUGUUACACUUGGCAUCCCAUAA
This is a messenger RNA of Clupea harengus (Atlantic herring), 2709 nucleotides long. RefSeq lists its product as uncharacterized. The record is from RefSeq and is a predicted model, not a curated record. The transcript is spliced from 9 exons. Bases 145 to 1788 code for a protein of 547 amino acids. NCBI's taxonomy places the organism in Eukaryota, Metazoa, Chordata, Actinopteri, Clupeiformes, Clupeidae.